This is a messenger RNA of Diabrotica virgifera virgifera (western corn rootworm), 2286 nucleotides long. Its product is annotated as beta-hexosaminidase subunit beta. The record is from RefSeq and is a predicted model, not a curated record. Lineage: Eukaryota; Metazoa; Arthropoda; Insecta; Coleoptera; Chrysomelidae. Gene Ontology annotation, biological process: carbohydrate metabolic process; ganglioside catabolic process; glycosaminoglycan metabolic process. The transcript is spliced from 9 exons. Bases 379 to 1998 code for a protein of 539 amino acids. Gene Ontology annotation, cellular component: membrane. Gene Ontology annotation, molecular function: beta-N-acetylhexosaminidase activity.
AAAAAGGCACUCUGCCGAAACAGCUGUAGUCAGAUAGUUGUAAAUAAUAAAUUUUGUGGAAGUAUAGAAAACAAAAGGUUUCAGUGUUUUAUUGUGAGAUAAAAUGAACUUCCAUCAAGUAACGGUCGAAUGCAUCAAUUAAAUAAAAAUAUAAGUACUUAAAAUUCUCAGUAUCUGAUAUCAAAAACAACAAACUUGUUCAGUAUAAUUAAUUCUACAUAUCAAAAUACACUCAGAAUAAAUAAAUAAUAGCUUAUCAAACAAAGCAAUGACUAUGAAUAAAGUCACAGCCACAUCAAUUGUAUAUUUAUACAAUCUUUUGAUCAAAUCUUUCAACAUAUAUGUUCAGUUUUUCUCGAAACGUAAGAUUCAUUUCUAAUGAUGCAGAAGUUAAUUAUACUUUUGUUAACGCUAAUAUACGUGACUUUUGUGCAGUGUUAUCUAGAAGAACCGGGUCCUAGAUAUCCCCCAACUAAAGGAGAAUUAUGGCCAAAGCCGUCUUAUCAGAUAAAAAAUGAAAGUUUCUUUAUACUUGAUCCUCGAACUUUUGAAAUAAAGACAACAAGUUAUACAUGUUCACUGAUUAAAGAUGCCAUCGUGAAUUAUGAAUACCUCAUUACAAAAGGUGGAGUGUCAGAAAAGAAUAAAAUAAAGGCACAUGGGAAAAUAUUCGACAACACGUGGUUGCAAGAUCCAGCUUAUUUGGGAAUUUUUGAUAAACUCGAGGUACGACUUGAUACGCCAUGUGAUGGAAAUGAGUAUCCAUCAGAGAACAUGAUGGAAGCUUAUACAAUUAGGGUGUCUGAACAUGAAAAGCUAAUUAAUUCAUCUUCAGUUUGGGGAAUUCUCAGAGGUCUUGAAUCAUUCUCCCAAAUGGUAUAUAUAGCCGAUAAGGGAUUGUCACUGAGAAUUAACAGAACUUUUGUGGAAGACGUUCCUAGAUUCUCUCAUCGUGGACUUCUUUUAGAUACAUCCCGGCACUUCAUCCCUCUAGAGAGUAUUUUACUUACAAUUAACGCAAUGUCAUACAAUAAAAUGAAUGUGUUUCAUUGGCAUAUAGUAGACGACCACAGCUUUCCUUACAGCAGUAAAAAAUUUCCAGAACUAAGUGAGAAAGGAGCAUACACCCCUUAUCAAGUAUAUUCAGAUGCAGAUAUACAGGUUAUAAUAGAACAUGCUAGAUUAAAAGGUGUUAGAGUCAUUCCAGAAUUUGAUACACCAGGACAUACAAGAUCUUGGGGUGUGUCUCACCCCGAACUAUUAACUGCUUGUGGAGGAGAACUUACAGGAAAAUAUGGACCCAUCGAUCCUACUAUAGAUGCGACUUAUGAAUUUCUCAACGAUCUAUUUAUAGAAAUUCACGAAACAUUUGCUGACAGAUAUAUUCAUAUUGGUGGUGACGAAGUAGGUUUUGAAUGUUGGGGAAAUACCUCCAAAAUUGUUGACUACAUGAAAGAAAAAGAUAUACAAACUUUUGAAGAUUUGGAAAGUUUUUACAUUAAAAAAGUUAUUGAUAUGAUAGAUAGUUUAGAAUAUCAAUCUAUUGUGUGGGAAGAAGUAUUUACAAAUGGCGUUGAGCUACCUAAGGAUACAGUUAUUCAAGUAUGGAAGGAUUUCUGGAACGAAACAAUGCUUAAUGUUACAACUUCCAACAGACACGGCAUCCUUUCUUCAUGUUGGUAUCUAGACCAUCUCCAAAGUGGUGGAGAUUGGUUAAAAUUCUACGAUUGUGAUCCUCAUUCUUUUACAGACGAUCCUAUAUUACGGUCUUUGGUAAAGGGAGGUGAAGCUUGCAUGUGGGGAGAGGUCGUAAACCAAUACAAUGUAAUUUCAAGAGUAUGGCCAAGAACUUCUGCUGUUGCUGAAAAACUUUGGUCACAGUGGGACCAAAAAUACGACGAAGAUGAAGUAAGACGACGAUUGGAGGAGCAUACAUGUAGAAUGAACAGGCGAGGCAUAGCAGCUCAGCCACCCAAUGGUCCUGGUUUUUGUUAUUAACAUCUGAAUUUAUACAAAACAUUAAUGCCUGGUUGCACCAACAGAUCUUUUCCGAAAGCUCACUUUCCGAAACAUACGAGUUGUACCAUUGAGUCUUAGAUCAAUGUUCAACUUACCACAAUGGAUGGCAUUUUGAUCAAUCGAAAAUUAUGGUGCAACGUAAGUGAGAAUUAAAGCGGCUCUAUCUAUAAGCUGAGUUGCGCUAAGCUGGAGCUUAAGAUUUGUUGGUGCAACCAGGCAUAAGUUUGUUACUUUUUCAAAUAAAAGUUAAAUGUUUUCCCUAAAGAA